Molecule: messenger RNA, 4366 nt
Organism: Durusdinium trenchii
Lineage: Eukaryota; Dinophyceae; Suessiales; Symbiodiniaceae
Source: the annotation of a GenBank genome assembly
GACAAAGGCGCCAAAACCGACUCAGCUGGUGGGGGGUGCACCUUUCGCCACGAAGCCACACCCGAGCCCUGUCGGCGAUGAGAUGCAGCAUCCUUGUCCUCCUUUGCGUGCGGCUGAGCGCGCAGUACUGCGCUUAUGUGCCUGGCGGCAACGGAUCCACAUGGUCUCGAUCCAAGUGGCGAGUCGACGGCGGAAUCUUAAUUCGUCAAGUCUCGGAUGGCAUCUGUAAGACAACGACCUCGACCAGCAGUACGAGCAGCUCGACCUCCACUUCGUCCAGUGUGACUUCUUCCAGCAGCGUCACGAGCACCAGCACAAGUCUCACUACAACAAGCUCCAGCAGCACAUCAACAAGCAGCACGACAAGAAGUUCGACCUCCUCUUCCAGCAGUUCGACCAGCAGCUCCACAAGCUCCAGCAGCAGUAGCUCCAGUAGCAGUAGCAGCAUUACAACCAGCAGCUCCACAUCUUCAUCGGUGACAACUUCUUCUCAGACUAGCUCCUCUACCACAGAGACUAGCACAACCACAAGCUCCACAUCAUCAACCACCUUCACAAGCUCUUCCACGUCAAUGACCUCUACUAGCACCACUUCAAGCUCAUCAUCAAGCACGAGUUCCAGCACUAGCUCUACGAGUUCGACCAGUAUGACCACGACCUCAACGUCAGCCAGUACCACCAGUACCACAUCAACAUCGUCCUCCCUUACAACUUCUUCUAGCACAAGCAGCUCGAAGACAACCACAUCGAGCACGACAGAGUCCAAAUCCACAACUAGCAUGACAAGCACUUCGACAACUAGUGUCUCCACAAGCAGUAGCUUAACCACAUCAUCGACAAUAAGCUCAUCGAGCACAACUGCCUCGACCACCUCCACAUCUUCCACCAGCAGCACUAGUACAUCGACCUCGGCAUCUAUUACAACGACAUCCACCAAAAGCUUCUCAACCACUACUGCUUCAACAACAUCUACUUCUGUCACCAGCCUGACCAGCAGUUCAACCUCGCAAUCCACCACCCUGAGCAGCGUCACAGCAACAUCAACCACAACAGCAUCUAUGACUAGCAGUAGCUUCACAACAUCCUCGACGGUCAGUUCCUCCGUUACAACCACUUCUCUCACCAGUGUGACUGGAACUGAAACUGUGGUGAGCACCACUUCUUCAGUUACGUCCACGACAACAGCAACCAGCAAAUCAGAAACAACUACUACCGUAACGUCAACAACUUCAAUCAGCACAACACUAAGUACAACGAGCAUCUCUUCAACGUCAACAUCUUUCACCACCACAUCUUCAACCAGCUUGACGCAGAGUUCAACAUCCAAAAGCACGACCACUAGCAAAUCAACGACAUCCUCCGUAACAUCUUCCAGCUCCACAGCCACCUCUGUGACCAGUACAUCAACAACACUUACUUCUACGACCAGCCAAACCGGCAGCUCAACAUCAAAAUCCACUACGACCACAUCCACCUCCAUUUCAUCUAGCACAACCACAUCGACAUCGUCCACGUCUGCAACCAGUACAAGUAGCAGUUCAACAUCACAAUCCACCACAAGCAGUAGUCUCUCAACAACAUCCAGUGCAAGCUCAUCAAGCACGACUGCUUCAAUAACUUCAACAUCAAGUACUUCAACCUCAACAACAAGCACAUCCAGUAGCUUAACAACAUCAUCUACUGCUAGUUCAUCUAGCACCACUGUUUCAACAACUUCAACUUCAAGUAGUUCAACAUCAACCACGAGCACAUCAAGUAGCUUAACGACGUCAUCCACUGCUAGUACAUCUAGCACGACUGCAUCAACAUCAAGCACAUCAUCAACCAGUGCAACCAGCACUUCUACAUCAACCAGCAGCAGCAGCAGCAGCUCAAGCAGCUCAUCCAGCGGCACUUCAUCUACGACCAGCUCGUCCAGCACAACAAGCUCACUGACCUCCACCUCCUCCAGCAGUGCCACGAGCAGUUCCAGUACCAAAACCACGUCCAGCAGCAGCGUGACCAGCACCUCCAGCAUGACAAUGACCAGCACCAGCUCCACGAUCAGCACCAGUAGCACCACCAGUACUAGCAGCUCUUCCAGCUCCUCCAGUGCCACAAAGACCUCAACGACCAGCGUCUCGAGCACUAGCAGUUCCAGAACCAGCAGCAGCAGCACGGUGAGUGUGACUUCAACGUCAUCUUUAAGCUCCACUUCAAGCACCCAGACGACCAUCACCAGUACCUCUUCGACGUCCAGCCGCACGAGCACGACUUCAGGCACAACUACUUCGAUUUCGAACACGACCACGAGCAGUACAGAAACCUCAACCAGCUCCACUUUUUCCACCACCACAUCGAGCACCAGCAGCACAGUUGAGAGGGCUUGGUGUCGGAAGCUUUAUGGUGGCGUGCCGGUGGAGUCAGAGAUUUGCCAAGCGGGAGCGUUGGACCAUGACUACUGCUUGGCUCCCGAAGAUCUGUGGGACUUCGGCUGCAGCGGCCGGGGGAGCUCGGCCAUGUGCCCUCGCGAGACGGAGACCUCCGGCGGCGGCACCUGCAACAGGUGUGCAACGGUGGUCAUGGAGGAUUGGGAUCAACAAGUUUGGGUUGGCGGCGAGAUACGUUGGGCACCAUUUGGCGCCACAGAAGAAGAGGAACUGCGACUUGAGGGAUACCAUGUGUGGGCAAUUGACGAGUGUGGAACGGAGCUCACACAUUUGGGAAGCCGCCCUGUGAGUUCCAACAUGACCGACAAGGCUGGGGAGUGCUGCUCCUCUGCCUGGUACCUGCUGAACUUCGGCCACGACGUGCCGCGGGAAAUGGUGAGUCUAUCAAUCUCCACCUGGCAGGACCAUCUGGCGACAGUGAUUCCACUCUUCCAACGGACCACUACAACCACGACGGUUACCAGUGUAACCUCGUCCACUACGACAGUGUCCUCCACCACCAGUUCGAGCAGUAGCAGCUCCAGUAGCUCUACUUCGAGCAGCACGAGCUCAACGAGUUUGAGCAACACUUCGAGCACCACUAGCAGCACCAGCACCAGCACGUCCUCGAGCACGACGUCGAGCAGUUCCUCCAGCAGCAGUAGCAGCUCCAUCUCGCAGACCAGCACCACAGAGAGCACCACAUCAGUGACCACCUUCGAUGUGGCUCCUGCUCAACUGGCGGGCUGCAUGGGGCUCUCGGUCUCCGAUGCCUCGCGCUUCGCGAAUUCACCCGAUGCCAUCGAAGCGGUGCGCCAGAUGUUGGCAAGGGCCGCCGGGGAGCUGGUGCGGCCGACCUACGUGCAGGAUCUUCGGCUUUCGGUCGGUGCCACCUGCGAUGGGCCAGUGCGACGGCUGGAGCCCGCAGACGUCGACGGCAAGUCUCGGCGGCUGCAAGAGCUGCUGAAGACGGAGUAUGUCAUUGUGUUCCCUGCGGCCUUGGGUAUUGAAGCUGCCGUGGAGGCUAUCCAGGCCAGUCAGGCUGCACUCAGCACCGUCACCGUGGAAGAGGUGACGGCGAUCUUGAAAGAAGAGGUGCAAAGUCUUCCGAGCAUUGCGAAUAUUCAGGUGGCUGUGAGUAGCAUUACUGUGCAAAUCGAUGUGACGAAUGAAGAUGCCACAGCCGGACUUCUCUUCUGCACUCCAGAGCAAAUGCCUGGCAUCGAAGGAGUCCAAGGUGAGAACUUCUCCUGCGAGGGCAGCGCUGGAAUUGGACAGACCUGCCGCAGCGCCUGUGAGCUGGACGGUGAGGCAGUGAUUGUGUGUUGGAGCGAUCGACGGUGGCUGAUCAAAGAGGGAUGCCCCGCCCAGCAAGAUGACUCUCCAAUCGUGGCGAUCAUGGCCGCGACGUUGGCCACCUUGUGCGGCCUGGUGUUGCUGGUUGGAGUUGCCUUUGCUCUCUUCAACAAGAGGACCCCGGUGACUGCGAUCGAAGGGGCAGAGGCCGAAGGCCUUGGGAAGCUUCAACCGUUCAGCCCACAGAGUUCAGAGGUGGACCCGCCACCUCCCCCGGGAAACUUAAACCUUUUGACCAUGGAUGGCGCAUUUGCACGAGCAGAGCCACCCAUCACUUCGCAAUCUGCAAGUGUGCUGCAAGUGGUGGAUGACAAUGCAGCUUUUCGAGUCUGGGUUCAGCAAGAUCUUCCAGCCGACCCAGUGGCACCCGAACUAGCAUAUCCUGGCAUGGUGGGAGGCAUGUGAUGUGAACCAAUCACGUCAGUGACGCGAGUGAUACUGAUGUGAUGUAAUUGGUGAUCCUGAAAGGAUUCACCAUUUGAGAGGGAUCGGGAAUGAAUAGUCAGAUGGCUGCACGAGCCGAUGUGUGGCAGUUUUUAGUGAACACAUAUAAAACCUAAUGCCAGGCAGCCGUUCGGAACAGUGCUUUGCAGUUUCGGGUG